AUGGAUCGUCCUUCUCGAGAAAACCGUGUUGCUGAUGCUAUUGUUCCGGUUGAAGAUAACACCAGCCCCUAUUAUCUUCAUGCUAGUGAUAAUCCAAGCCUUCAACUAGUUCCUCAGCUAUUGAUCGGCUCUAAGUACAUUAAUUGGAGCAGAUCUGUGGUCACAGCUUUGAUUGCUAAGAACAAACUUCCUUUUGUCAAUGGAUCUCUCCCUCGACCUCCGAUUGAUGAUCUUCUAUCCUCAGCCUGGAUUAGAUGCAACAGCAUGGUGAUUUCAUGGCUGCGAAAUUCGGUUUCUCCUCAGAUCUGUUCGAGUAUAAUGUACAUUGAAGAUGCUCAUGAGCUUUGGUUGGAUCUAUGCGAUCGAUUUUCUCAGAUAGAUUCUGCUCGAUCCUACCAACUCAAGCAACAACUUAUGUUACUCACACAAGUGCUGCAAAAUGGCAUAAACACCAAGAGGAUGACUGCACAAUGCAGUUCCUCAUCGUUCAAGAAGAGAGGCAAAAGAGUAUUGAAGGUUGGUUUACCCUCAUCCAAUGGUGUUAUACCAAGUGAACAACCAUAUGCCAAUGCUGCUUCAAUAAAUUUUGGCAGAGGCAAACUUCUAUGUUCUCAUUGUGGUAGAACAAAUCAUACAGUGGAUAGAUGCUUCUCUUUGCAUGGUUUCCCUCAGAGUUAUGGCAGAGGCCGAGGAAAACCUCAUUUUAAGGAAUACAACUCUUCAAAAUCAGUCAAUUAUGUGGAUAAUCAUACACCUGAUACUGGAGUUGACAAAGCAGUAUCCUCACAGUCAUCAACUGUCUUUCCUUUUUCAGAUCAAUGUCAACAACUUAUUUCACUAUUGCAGUCACAGCUUGCAGCUAUAUCAUCCCCAAACACUUUAUCUUCAUCCACUCCUUCAGCCGCACUCAUCAACUCACCAUCUACAUCCACUCAAAUUUCAUUCACUGGUACAACUCUAUUCUCCCCUUUUAUUCCUUCCAUUUCUGCUUCUAGUCAUAUGUGGCUACUUGAUACUAGUGUCACUCAUCAUGUAUGUUGUGAUAUUAACCUCUUUACUUCAUCAUCUCCUGUUGAUAACUCCUCUGUGAAUUUACCUAAUGGAGCUACAACCACUGUUACUCACAUAGGAUCUGUCUAUCUUACUCCCACCAUUACACUUCACUCUGGAACUUCUCAGGGGAUUGUGAUUGGGAAGGGUAACCGAGUGGGGAAUCUCUACAUGCUUGAUGUUGAUUCUGAUUCAACUUCAGGUUCUGCUCCUUUCUCUUGUAUAAAUUCUGUUGUUUCUGUUGAUCUUUGGCAUAAAAGGCUUGGAUCCCAUACUUCUGAUAUACUCCAGCCUACUCCAUCUCCCACAUCUGAUCAUCCUCACACUCUUUCUAACACCUCACAACCUCAACCACCUCCAAAUCAGAUCACUAGAGCUGGUAGACAAACCAAAUCCCCAGCUCAUCUCACUGAUUUCCUCUGCAACUCGUAUCCUGAAUGGCAACAAGCUAUACAAGCUGAACUCUCUGCCCUCCUUAAGAAUGAUACUUGGAAAAUUCUACCACUUCCUGAUGGGAAAAUUCCCAUAGACUGCAAAUGGGUUUUCAAGGUUAAGUUCAAACCUGAUGCUUCAGUUGAAAGAUACAAAGCUCGUUUGGUGGCCAAGGGUUUUACUCAGCUUGAAGGCAUUGAUUUCUUUGAUACAUUUUCACCAGUAGCUAAACUUACAACUAUCAAGUUCAUUCUUGCUCUAGCUGCUAUUCAUGGUUGGUCUUUAUAUCAUCUUGAUAUUAAUAAUGCCUUCUUAUAUGGAGAUUUGAAAGAGGAAAUCUACAUGAACAUUCCACCUGGGCUCCUUGGUGAGGGGGGCACUCCAAAUGGUCCAAGAAUGGUUUGUAAACUCAACAAGUCUCUAUAUGGUUUGAAACAAGCAUCAAGACAAUGGUACUUGAAACUCACUGAAGUGUUGGCAAAAUUUGGUCUACAACAAUCAGCCUCGGACCAUUCCUUUUUCUUAAAAAAUGAAGAUUCAGUCUUUUUUGCUGUGGUAGUAUAUGUGGAUGACUUAAUGGCAGUCACCAACAAACCUGAGGUGAUGAAAAGCUUCAAAGAAUUUCUGAGCCAAUUCUUCAAGUUCAAGGAUUUGGGACAUCCGAAAUACUUUCUUGGCUUAGAAAUAGCCAGAAGUGAUCAAGGGAUUAUGGUCUCUCAAAGAAAGUAUGCAAUGGCCUUAAUUAGAGAUGCAGGAUUGCUUGGCUGCAAACCAUCCUUUGUACAUAUGGAUCCUACAAAAAGGUUACAGCAGGAAGCAGGAGAUGCUAUGGAAGACUCCUCUAAGUAUAGAAGGCAGAUAGGGAGGCUGUUGUGUCUCUGCAUCACCAGACCAGACAUCACAUUUGUUGUACACAAUUUGAGCCAGUAUGUUUCAAGACCGUGUGUUGAGCAUUGGGAAGCAAGUGAAAGAAUAUUGAGAUAUCUAAAGGCUACACCGGGCCAUGGGCUGUUCUAUUCAAGCAAGGCUGCUCCAACACUUAGUAUUUUUUCAGAUGCUAACUGGGCAGCAUGUCCAGAUACACGAAGGUCUAUAAUUGGCUAUUGUUUGUUUCUUGGAUCAUCCUUGGUGUCUUGA
Molecule: messenger RNA, 2619 nt
Organism: Salvia splendens (bonfire salvia)
Lineage: Eukaryota; Viridiplantae; Streptophyta; Magnoliopsida; Lamiales; Lamiaceae
Exons: 6
Coding region: 1-2619 (872 amino acids)
Source: RefSeq, a predicted model, not a curated record